AUGCAUCCAGUGUACAGUUUGUGUCUCCUUUUGGCCCUGCUGCAUGUGUCUACAUGUCUGCUCCUGGGAGCCUUCAACAUCAAGUCUUUUGGUGAUGAGAAAGCCUCCAACGCAACCUUGAUGAACAUCAUUAGCAAGAUCGUCCACCGCUAUGACAUCGUUCUGAUCCAGGAGGUCAGAGACAAUGACCUCUCGGCCACCGAGAAACUCAUGCAGCGUGUCAACAAAGGUUCUCCACAAUUUAGGUACAAGCAUAUUGUCAGUGAGCCUCUGGGUCGUAGUUCCUACAAGGAACGGUAUCUCUUCCUAUACAGGGAGGCGACUGCGUCAGUGGCCAAAAACUAUACUUACGACGACGGCUGCGACGACACCUUCCUAAGGGAGCCCUUUGUCGUCAUGUUCUCCUCCGAUGACGCCGUUGUCAGGAACUUUGUUCUGAUCCCACAACACACCGCGCCGGAUCACGCCUCGCAGGAAGUAGACGAGCUGUACGACGUGGUGACUGACGUCCGCACCAGAUGGAACACCAACGACAUCGUUCUUCUCGGCGACUUCAACGCAGACUGCAGAUACGUCACAGGCUCGGACUGGACGAAGAUCCGCCUCUUCACCGACAAGAGCUUCCAUUGGCUGAUCCCUAACGAGGCUGACACCACGGUGUCACACGCUCAUUGUGCAUAUGACAGGAUUGUGGUGACCGAUGACAUGACGAAGGGAGUCGCGGACCACAGUGCUGAGGUGUACGACUUCAUGCUGGAUCUGAAUCUCAGCUUCAGUAUGGCAUUGGCUGUUAGUGACCAUUUCCCUGUGGAGGUGAAGCUGCUCGUUUGA
This is a messenger RNA of Phycodurus eques (leafy seadragon), 831 nucleotides long. It is a transcript of the gene dnase1, whose product is annotated as deoxyribonuclease I. The record is from RefSeq and is a predicted model, not a curated record. Gene Ontology annotation, biological process: DNA catabolic process. NCBI's taxonomy places the organism in Eukaryota, Metazoa, Chordata, Actinopteri, Syngnathiformes, Syngnathidae. Gene Ontology annotation, molecular function: DNA nuclease activity. Gene Ontology annotation, cellular component: nucleus.